This is a messenger RNA of Debaryomyces hansenii CBS767, 1587 nucleotides long. It is a transcript of the gene STN1, whose product is annotated as Stn1p. The transcript has a single exon. The record is from RefSeq and is a predicted model, not a curated record. NCBI's taxonomy places the organism in Eukaryota, Fungi, Ascomycota, Pichiomycetes, Serinales, Debaryomycetaceae. Bases 1 to 1587 code for a protein of 528 amino acids.
AUGGCAGGUGUCAAUAUUCGUAACAAGAUUGAUUUUGCGCCUGGUGAAAACCAUAUCGCUAUACGGUACCCUAAUAAAUGUUAUUAUGUCCCAGAAAUAUUUCAUAUGGCGCCUACUGAUGGUAAGAUUAUUCCACUAUUCAUAUCAGAUAUCAAUAGAAGUAGGUCCAUACUUGAAGUUUAUGGAUCUAAAGGAUUUGAGAAGUACAUGAAUAAUUUCAUAAUGAUAAACAACUAUCCGGUAAAGAGAGUUAAGAUUACGGGAAAGGUAAUAGGAGAAUCAUACAAGGAUUACAGUGAGUGGGGUGAACGAAAUCCAAAGAACUAUGUUCUUGUUGCCCUAGAUGAUUUUUCCAGUGACAGAAUGCUGAUUAUUGAAGUGAAAGUUAAAGAAGCUUUGUAUUUAUCGGCAGGGUUAGUAUUUAAUGGAUCAUAUGGAAAGAUCAUCGAAGCAGUGGGGGUUGUGAAUGAACUUAGUAACAAGAGAGAGUUGCUAGCUGAUUAUAUAAGUAUAAUUGGUAGUAAUGAUGAAUUAGAUCUUGAAAUUGAGUCUUGGAAGGAAAAGCUAGAAUUCAGAAACUCCAUAUUAUGUAGGCCAUGGAUAUAUGAGUCUCCUAAGUUGGGACAGACGCCAAUGACAUACUCAGAACCAAAAUUAUUGAGAAAGGAUUUUAAUCGGAAAAAAUUCAAAGAAGGACUAGACAUUUUUGACGCUGAGGGUGCAGUAAGCCCCAGUAUUUUCAGAGAGGAUAGUAUACUUUUAAGACAACACCUGGAAUCUUGCCAAGAUGUCAUAGAUUUAACUGAUCCUAUAGAAGUAGAUGAAGCUCUUGAAACCAAUAAAGAACCUGAGGCAAAUGAAGAGCUUGAAGUAAAUGAAGUUCCUGAAGUGAUUGAAUCUGAACCUGAAGAGCUUGAAGUAAAUGAAGAUCCUGAAGUGAUUGAAUCUGAACCUGAAGAGAUAGAUGACCCAUUGCUACCUGAUUCAGAAAUUCAGAUUUUGGAAGUAAAUCAAGUUCAUUCAUUAGACAAUGAAGCCGAAACACCAGUUCAAGUAUUUGAGGAAUUUCAAUUGACAUUAGAAUUUAUCGUGUGGAUAUUGAAUCACGGUCAAUCCCCCUUUAAGUUAGCUGACAUUUAUAACAAUUCGAAAAUCCGGCAUUUACUCGAAAGCUUAACUAAUGUCAAGUUACUAUCUAGACGACUUAAUUCGAAUGAGCAAUACAAUAUCAAGCAUACUAAACAUGAAAUAUUUCACACCACACGACACCUUUUGCAUAUCAAUUAUAGAUUAAUUGGUGUUUCCCGAAAUCAAGAUGUAAAUCCGCAUAACCUUUUUCAGUUAGCUGACCACUUGAGAUAUUGCUUAAAUGUACUCAAAUUGCAUAAAAUAAAUGAAGAUAAAACUACAGUAUUGAAUGUUGAAAGCUACAUGGGUAUUUUCAAAAUUCAUUCUAAUAACCUUAUUGGAAAUGUAGACUACAAGCUAAUUAAUGCCAUUGUUGAUUGGAUUUUAACUAACGAAUUUAAUGAAAGAAAAAAAUGGAAAUAUGAUUCCAAAGUAAUAGAAUGGUCUUAUAUAGGUUAG